Molecule: messenger RNA, 680 nt
Organism: Episyrphus balteatus (marmalade hoverfly)
Lineage: Eukaryota; Metazoa; Arthropoda; Insecta; Diptera; Syrphidae
Exons: 3
Coding region: 93-659 (188 amino acids)
Source: RefSeq, a predicted model, not a curated record
UUAUAAUUUGUCUAUUAACAAGAUUUAAAUUGAUAAGAAUAAUGUUAUAAAACAAAACUCCUCCAGUGAAGUGAGUAACAGUAGCAUUUAAAAUGUGUCGGGCAUUUAUUCUAUUAAACGGUUUUGCAUUAUUUAUUUGGUUUGUUGGAGUAUCUAGUGUUACGGAUUGGGAAUUUGUCCUACUACGUUUCGAACAAAAUACUUCAAAUUCUGAUAUUAUCUCGUUUGAUCUGCGUACAUUACGAGUUAAUCGAGGAGUUUAUGCAGUCAAUGGGUCUCUAAUGCUUGCCACUGACAUUGACGACACUUAUUCGGUUAGUUUAAAAUUAUAUCGAAGUUCUUCGGGGGGUAGUGAUUUUAAAGCAACUCCGUUCGAAAUUCCAACAACAACUUUUUACAAAUUCAUGACAUCGAUUUAUGUUAAAAUGUUGCAGAAAGAUUUAAUAAAAUGCAGUACCUUGCCAGAACAUAAAGACAGUUUCGAAGGACCAUUACCACAAAACACUUAUUUUUUCAACAAGUGCAUAAUAACGAAUGAUGGAAUGCCAGGACACGUUCAACCGGGUCUAUACAGAGCUACUGGUCAUUUAUCUAACGAAAAUAAUGUUGAGCUUUGGGUUUCUAUAUUUUUUGAAGUUAAUACCAAAUCAAUGGUUUAAAAAUAUUGUUUUUUAGUAAAA